Molecule: messenger RNA, 228 nt
Organism: Miscanthus lutarioriparius
Lineage: Eukaryota; Viridiplantae; Streptophyta; Magnoliopsida; Poales; Poaceae
Source: the annotation of a GenBank genome assembly
AUGGUGCUGCUCUCCUCCGGCCGCCGCGGCCUGAUGAUCGUGCCGUCCCUCGUGGCGGUGGUGGUGGCCGCGCUGGCUGUCACCGCCCCGCGCGGCGCCGACGCGUACAAGAACUACACCGUUGGCGACGACAAGGGCUGGUACAACGGCCUCACCCUGCCGGGGGUCGACUACAAGGCGUGGGCUGACGGCAAAAACUUCAGCCUCGGGGAUUUCCUCAGUGAGUAG